AAGCUCCUCCUAACAACAGAUACCAGUGUGAUGCUGGGAGCCCUGCUGGCACUCACCACUUUGGCGGAAAGCCCAGAAUGCAAGGUGAAGAUUGGCGAGCUACCCAUUGUGGAGAACCUACUUCUAAUACUGCAAGAAUAUGACCUGCUGUCAAAGAGAAUGAGUGCAGAGCUGCUGAGGCUCCUGUCUCCGGUGUGGCAGGUGAGGGAGCAGCUGAGGGAGCUGGAGGGUCUGCCGGUGCUGCUGAGCCUGCUGUACGGUCAGCACUUGAAGCUGCUGUGGAGCAUCGCCUGGAUCCUGGUCCAGCUCUGUGAGGAUCCCGACACCAGGACAGAGAUCCGGAGUUGGGGAGGGGUGCAGCAGCUUCUCCGGCUGCUCUACGGUGACAGGCAAUUCAUCUCUGACCGCUCGUCCAUUGAGACGCUCUCCAGCGCCAGCGCAGCCGGCCGCAUCCACAGAGAGCACAUCAGAGAGGAGCUCAGCCCGCAGGUCGAGGUGGACAACACUAUGGCCCUGCAGUCAGCCUGCUGUACAGUCCUGACUGAACUGAGUCUGGACGACACAUCUGCUCACCACAUUGUGCAGGAAAAUGGGGUCUAUAUAAUCGCAAAGUUGAUUUUACCACAAAACCAAAGACCAAAGCUCACAUCUCUACAGUGCUAUGCAUUUCGGACCCUCCGGUUUCUCUUUAGUGUGGAAAGAAACAGACAUCUGUUUAAGAGACUCUUUCCCACAGACCUCUUUGAGUUGUUUAUUGAUGUUGGACACUAUGUGCGGGAUCUCACGGCCUACGAGGGGCUGCAAACCAAAGUUUCUCUCUACACUGAAGAGGAAAUGGACAGUAUAAAAGAAAGCAUAGAGACUGACCAGAACCGACCUCCGCUUAAAGUCAUCAACGGUUACUCAGUACUGGACCAUCUGGGCACCGGCGCCUUUGGAAGCGUCUUUAAGGUCCGAAAGCACAGCGGCCAGAACCUCCUUGCUCUGAAAGAAGUGAACCUCCAUAACCCAGUGUUCGGGAAAGACAAGAAGUCGAGAGACAGUAACGUGGAGAAAAUAAUCUCUGAGCUAUCGAUCAUCAAAGAACAGAUGAUGCACCCAAACGUUGUUAAAUAUUAUAAGACAUUUUUGGAAGGCGACAUGCUGUACAUCGUGAUGGAGCUGAUCGAGGGAGUGCCACUGACUGAACAUUUCAACUCUCUGAAGGAGAAGCAGCAGAAGUUCACAGAAGACACAAUUUGGAAUAUUUUCAUACAGAUGUGUCUGGCUCUGAGGUACCUGCACAUGGAAAAGAGAAUAGUCCACCGCGACCUCUCACCUAACAACAUCAUGCUGGGGGAGAAGGACAAAGUCACCAUCACUGACUUUGGCCUCGCUAAGCAGAAACAGGAGAACAGCAAGCUAACUUCAGUGGUCGGCACCAUACUUUACUCCUGUCCAGAGGUUGUGAAGAAUGAGCCGUAUGGAGAGAAAGCAGACGUCUGGGCUUUGGGCUGCAUCCUCUACCAGAUGGCCACUUUACAGCCUCCAUUCUACAGCACUAACAUGCUGUCACUGGCCAGCAAGAUUGUAGAAGCCAUCUACGAGCCAAUUGAAGAAGGAGCUUUCUCAGAGAGAGUCACAGAUAUGAUCAGAUGGUGUUUGAGUCCAGAUGCAGACCUCAGGCCCGACAUUGUGGCCGUCAGCUCAAGAAUCUCCGACCUUAUGAUGAGGCUGAUGGACGGCCUCUACACUUCCCAGAAUGCACUGGAAAGAAGAGCAGAGAGAGACAGGAAACGAGCGCAGAAGUACUUCCUGGAGACGCACAAAAGCAAGACAAACUGCUGUCUUUCGAACACGUCUCAGGAAAAAGGCCUUAUAAAUACUGAAUAUCCAACUCCACGGUCAUCUAGGCCCGGUAGUUCAAACCACAGCGAGAAAGAUGAGGCCUCAGAUUAUGAUGAUGAGCAAUGCAACACCAAAACCAGCACCACUGCCUCUAAAGGAAAACACUACGGAUUAGAUUCCAGUGCCUGUGUGACAUCUGGCGGAUUUCAAUCUAGUGGGGAUUCUGCUGCUGCCAACAUUAAACCAAGACCAGUGUCAGCAGGGAUCUGUGUUUCCCAGAAGAAAGUCCGGCAGAUUGAUGAUCCCAUUCAGAGGCUCCUCGUGCAGCUGCACAAAAUUCUUUACAUCACUCAGCUUCCACCAGCUCCGUACCACAACAUCAAACGACGUGUCAUUGAAAGAUUUAAAAAGUCUCUGUUCCACAUUGGGAGUGAUCCAUACAACCUGAAAGUGCAGCUCAGCAAGCUCCUCAAGGCCUCUCCAGAGCUGAUGGAGUUAGGCUCAGCCACUUCAGACUGGUGGCCUCUGCUCCACCAUUUCUCAGGAGAGCCCUAUGCUGCUGACAGCACAGAUGACGGGAAUCUUAAAGAUGGAGUCACCUAUCAGCAGAUGCAGGGGAUCAUAGAGGAACUGCUGGAGGAGAACAGCUACUACGAAGCAACCCAGCAGGAUCGCAGAGAAAAGAAAUGACGGAGUAACCAAUUGACAAUUGUCCAUAUGCCUCCUUACAUUUAACAGAAGCAGUGGGAAAAACACACUUUAUUCUAGCUUAAAAUGCUUUACGUAUUUUUUUCUUAGUCCAUGUUGUGAUAAGGCGGCUGUAACAUCGUACAUCACUCUCAGGCUGCAAAUAGCAAUUAGUCAAUGAUUUGGCCGAUAAAAUGCCAGACACAGUGUUUUAAUUAUAAUGUUAAAUGUUAAAUGUUAAUCACACGAGACGUCAUCAAAUUGGCCAUCCCAAAUCAAAAGAUAUUGAAUUCAGCAGAAUCUUUUCUGUCGAUUGACUAAUCGUUUCAGCAACACCACACACCUUUUUGGUUCUGAGGCAUUGAUUAUUUGUAAUAGUUUAUAGAACUGUGUGAAUCUAUGCAUGUACAUGUGAUUGUAACCAUUAUUAUUUAUACUUAUUUCUGCCAUUCUGUCCAUGAGAAGUUUCGCAUGUCAAAGAAACAACACACUAAACCUCAAACACUAUCCAAAGCUCUUUUGCUUUUGUAAAGUUUCGCUUUUUCGUUUAUCUGAGUCUAGCUCUUUAAGUGCUCAGGACCCGACUCAACUCAGUGACUAUUUUACUCCUCACUGCAGGACUGCACUUCACAGCAUAUGUUUCAAAUGGCUCCAAAUCCAAACCUUCACAUUAAUUCAAACUCUGCAGCUUUUUGCAGAAAAAAAGAGCAAAUGUUAUCAUAACUGCUGUUUCACGUAACAUGUGAAAUAUACUGUGAAAACUCACUGAAUGUCUUUACUGUCAUUUUGAAGAAUGGAGGGCCACUGCAGGGACGCUUUCAGAUGCACUUUGAUCCAUAAGGGAUUUAUCUGUAUAAUGUAUAAGCUCUUUUAAAAUGAUAUUCCAAAUAAAUUAUUUAUUCGAGACAACGACCAGCUGUGGUCAUUUAUUAUCUAAUUUAGAUUCAACAUGUUGUCUUCCUUUGCUGCGUUAUGAGAAAGGUUUUCCUUAAACUUAAAGUGUGUUAUUUAAGAUUGCAGGAUCACAAGAUAAA
Messenger RNA from Eleginops maclovinus (Patagonian blennie), 3548 nucleotides. RefSeq names its product NIMA-related kinase 10 (gene nek10). Gene Ontology annotation, biological process: positive regulation of MAP kinase activity; protein phosphorylation; regulation of cell cycle G2/M phase transition. NCBI's taxonomy places the organism in Eukaryota, Metazoa, Chordata, Actinopteri, Perciformes, Eleginopidae. Gene Ontology annotation, molecular function: protein serine/threonine kinase activity; ATP binding. The record is from RefSeq and is a predicted model, not a curated record.